CCAGAGCAAAGUGGCUCGACCUGAGGCGGGCAGAGGGAGUGCCCGCUGGGUGUAUAGGAGCAGUCUGACGUAUUGUUAGUGUUAAUGACUUGGAGAAAAAAAACACACUCUGACAACAGCUCAGCAGGCGAGACGAUCGCGACUGAGGAACAUUUUUAUUUUGGAACUUCUUCCCGCUUCCUUCCUCCACCUGUAUGACUGCGUGAAGACAAAAGUGACUCAGUUAUGGAGAGCUCCAUUGAGAUUGCCCAGACUGGUGGCACCUCAAACCCCAAGCCAUCUGUGGCCCCCAAACCUCGGCUCACUCCCAAGCCCUUCUCUCUGCAAAAGAACACCACCAUUCGCUCCAUCCAUGCCCCAAAGAGGAUGGCUGCAACCUCUAAGACUACAACACAGCAGACUGGAAAAUCAGAGGCCUUAGGUAUCCCCAAACCGUCUGUCUCCACCCCCGCUCAGAAACUCCCUCAACAAAUCACCACCUCUGAUUCCAAACCCAGCUCUGUAAGUGUGCUCACCAAAGAUAAACCGGAACCAACCAAAGAAAGCAAAGCAAGUCCAUAUGGAGAGGAUACUCUUGAUUCUAGUGUAGGAAAAUCUGAUCCAGCCUCACAAACCGCUCCACCCAAAGAGACACCCAAGUCUGAGCCAAUCCAGAGAGAUGAUGUCAUCCAAACAAACCUCAAAGCAUCCACUGAUAUUGUAAACUCAGGACAGAUAGACGGAAAAAAGACAGAAGACAUAACUCAGACGUCUGUCGUCCAAAUUGUUGAAGAAUCAGGUAGUGACGUUUCCUCUACAGACAAUCCAGCAUAUCGAUGGGGCAGCAGCAGGAAGCGUCUGUCCAUGAAGCUCACCUCGAAGUUUGAGUCAGCUGGCCUAUCUCUACCCCCCCAGCCAAGUGUAACCGUCUCUACAACCAGCACCAAAGAUGAUGCACACAAGCCAGAGUCUUCAGAUCCAGAGCCGAACCAGACAACAUCAGAGCCGUCAAACGAUGAAGGUGCACUAAAAGAGGAUUACAUGGGAGGAGGCAGUAUAAAACGCAGAAUCAGUCUCCUGUUUGACUCGUCAUCUAGGCCAGAGGCCAUGACAAAGAGAGAGGAGCCAGAAAUUAUAAAUGGUACAGGCGUGGUAAAGGGUGUAAAGGAGAGAAUCAAAACCUGGGCCACGGAAACGAUCCCUGAGGGUCCGAAGACUGAAAAGAAGCCUCAGGUUGCAACCCGAACUCGCUCUAAAAGCUUUGAGCCAGCAACUGCUCCAACAGCAGAGAAAACAACCAAAAUGCCGCCUGUUGAACUUCCUUCAACCGAGACAUCGGCCAGUCAGGCGCUGGAUCUUCCUUCAAAGGUGUCACCUGCUGAACAAGCCACAGAGACCCCGAUGGAAACAUCUAAAGAUGCUCUUGCUGAAGUUAAGCCACCGGAAAACUUAAGAGAAACAUUAGGAGAGCAUCUGCAGAACAAAUCAACAGAGGGGGGUGUCCAACUACGCAACCACAGCUCGUCUACGACCCACACUGCCACUGAUGAGGGAGACUCAGCUGCAAGUGAAAGUGCUCAACACGCUCCAAAGAGGAACGAUGUCAAACGCCGCUCCGUUCGCUUUGGUAUCGUAGAGAGAGAUGAUGGUGGGCCUCCAUUGAUCCUGGGCUCAGCGUCUGAUUCCAGCGAAGAAGAAGAAGAAGAAGAAGAAGAAGAAGAAGAAGAAGAAGAGGCUUCUGGGGAUGAAGCUGAGGAGGACAUCCCUGUUUCAGUGCCUGUUUACAAAAGAUUAGGCGGUCUUCAAAAGAAGGAUGAUGAUGAGGUGCAAGAGCAAGAAAAGGAACGACUGAAACAUUUGGAAUUUGAGAAAAGACGGAGAGCAAAAGAGAACGAACAGGCAGGACUCAAGUUGGAAGAGGAGCGGAAACGAAAAGAAGAAGAAAGGGAGAAAGAAAAGGCAAGGCAGAGGGAAGAGGAGGAAAGGGAGACACAGAGGAUCGAGGAAUGGGAGCGAGAAAUGUUGAAAGAAGAGGAGAGGGGAAGGAAAAGGCUGAGAGAAGAAGAGAUGGAGAGGGAAAGGCAGAUGGAGUUCAUGUGGCAGAGACAGAGAGAAGAGGAAAGAGAGAGGGCGACACAGAAAGAGGAGAGACUUAAACAAGACCAGGAGGAGAGGGAAAAAGAGAGAAUGAAGGAGGAGGCGAGGAAAGAGGAGAGACUAAGGGAGGAAAGAGAAAGACAAAGGCCGAGAGAGGAGGAGGAGAGAUUGAUUCACGGCCACGAGGAAUACAGAUUGGAGGGAAAACUGAGAGAGAAGGAAAUUAAUAAAAAGAAACAAAGAGAGGAGGAGUGGGAAAAAGCGUGGGUGAACAAGACGGAGAGGCAGAGAGGAGAAGAAGGAGAGAGGGAAAGAGAGAAAGAGUUGGAGUUGAUGUGGCAGAGACAGAAAGAGGAGGACAGGGAGAGGGCAAGACAGAAAGAAGAGAGACUCAGACAAGAGGAGAGGGAGAAAGAAAGAUUAAGAAUGGAGACGGAGGAAAGAGAAAGGGAGAGGCAAAGGAUGCUGAAAGAGCAGCAAGAAAUAAAAGAGAUGGAGAGAAUGAGGCAAAUAGAGAUGGAGAGACAGAAAGAGGAGGACAGGGAGAGGGCGAGACAGAAAGAAGAGAGACUCAGACAAGAGGAGAGGGAGAAAGAAAGAUUAAGAAUGGAGGCGGAGGAAAGAGAAAGGGAGAGGCAAAGGAUGCUGAAAGAGCAGCAAGAAAUAAAAGAGAUGGAGAGAAUGAGGCAAAUAGAGAUGGAGAGACAGAAAGAGGAGGACAGGGAGAGGGCGAGACAGAAAGAAGAGAGACUCAGACAAGAGGAGAGGGAGAAAGAAAGAUUAAGAAUGGAGGCGGAGGAAAGAGAAAGGGAGAGGCAAAGGACGCUGAAAGAGCAGCAAGAAAUAAAAGAGAUGGAGAGAAUGAGGCAAAUAGAGAUGGAGAGACAGAAAGGGGAGGACAGGGAGAGGGCAAGACAGAAAGAAGAGAGACUCAGACAAGAGGAGAAGGAGAAAGAAAGAGUAAGAAUGGAGGCGGAGGAAAGAGAAAGGGAGAGGCAAAGGAUGCUGAAAGAGCAGGAAAAAAAAGAAGAGUUGGAGAGAAUGAGGCAAAUAGAGAUGGAGAGACAACGAGAGGAAGGAAGAAGGGAAGAGGAAAGAAAGAGACUGAUAGAGAAAGAAAGAGUGGAGGAGCUGGAGAGAAAAAUGCGAGAGGAAUUGGACAGAAAGCGAGCACAACAACUGGAAGAAGAGCUACGAAUGGAGGACGAGAGAAAGAGGGACGAACGAGAGAGCGCGGGGCCAAAUUUAAUUAGCUUUGACUCUGAAGAUGUGCCUCAAAAGUCAGAAUUGGCAUAUUCCCCCUUAGUGAAAGCCUAUGAGACGGGUGAGAGUCAGGUGGAAGUUGUUUACGAUGACUUCUCUGUCAGACCGCCUCUGUUGAAGGUGGAUUUUGACGACUUUUCAGUCAAACCGAAGAGAUGGGGCUCGCAGGCUAAAGUGGAAACUAGUCCGCUCAUCCAGACUUGGCCAGCUGUCUCUGUGGAUAAAGAGGAAGUUGAAGUGCUGGUACCCCUGGAUGUCAGUCCUCUGGAAAAUAAAGUGCCAGAGCAGGUGGAAAAACCAGGCAGCCCAAAGCCUACAUUAGCCCAGGAAAGACCAGAGGAGGAACAGCUCAUCUCCAUGGAAGUGGGGGAGGAGGAGGAGGAGGAGGAGGAGGAGGAGGAGGAGGAGGAGGAGGAGGAGGAGACGCAGAGGGAGGAAGAGAAGGAGACAAUGGAAGAUGAAGUGGACGAAGAAGACGAGCAGGAGGCACCAGUUAACAGCACAAACGAUGAAGACACUGAUGCAUUGAUAGACGAUGAGCCAGACCCGCAGAAUGAGGCCUGUGAACAGACAUCUGAAAUUGACAGCCCAAUGCCCGUCCCUGACCAGGUUCCUGAAGUCCCCUCUGAAGACGUUGAUACCACGGAUUUUUCCAGAGAGCCUGAGCUGGCUCCAUUUCCGGAGAGCUCCACUCCUCUCCUCGACACCAGCGUGCAGAAAUCGAAGGCAGAUCUGGGUAGGAGGCGAACUCGAACGCAUCAGUCACGCUCGCUUCGUGGAGGUUUGGCUCCAAAAGAAAGCCCAGACUGGAGGACCCGUGACUCCACAGAUGAAAAAGAGGCAUCUUCUAAGCAAAGGGAGUCAGACUCUGACGAGGAGCAGCCUAAACCGAAGAUAGUCUGUUCUCCUCCUCCCACCUCUCAGAGAGUCCCCAUGUUCCCUGGAUUGAGCCCUGCAGCCUUGAUUGCUCAGUUAAAAAAGAGAACAGGUGGAGGUGAAACCAGAGGAAGAGAGGAACCAGAAGAAGACAAGGGAAGAGAAGAGAAGGAAAGUCAAAAUGAGGAAGCGGCACCAUCUCCCUCACAGCGGUCCCGCUCUACUCGCUCUGCUGCUCAUCUGGCAGGGGCUGCACGAGUGCUGCCACCCUUAGGCGGCACGGAUGCAGGUGUCGUCUCCUCUCCCGCUUGGCUGAAAGAACUGAAGUCUAAGAAGCGCCUGAGUCAGUAUGACAGCGAGGCUUAGCCAGACACAGGAGACACAGUGCCAUUGCUGUUCAGCAAGAAUCAAUCCAUCUCAGCUGCUGCUUGCUGACGGCAGACACCUUGCCACGAUUGCUCCAUUUUCCACUUUGAGUGCCUUAUUUUGGACAUUUACUGAUAUAUUCAGGGGGAAUUCAUGGUUUUUGCUGACCGUAGAGGCCAUCAGGAACUUUUCUAGCUUGUAAAUGAAAUAUGGUGCCAAGGCUAUGUGCCAAGACUGCGAUGUGUUAAUGCCAAGUACAUGUUUUUCUACUGCUGUACAGAGGUUCAGUUGAGGGGGAAUACCCCCAAUGUAAUUUAGAGCAAAGCCAUGGACUGUCUUAUUGUUUGAAUGUGUUAGUCCAUCAUAUACUGAUGACACUAGGCCUUCACACAUACACACAAACACACAUAUGUACAGAAAAUACUGAAUAUAAAUAAUGGAUUGCAUAUUGUGUGUAUUUGUAGUUUAAGUUGUACAAAAUGCCUUUUACAUUAUCUUUCCAAUCACAGAUCGUCUCGAGUAAACCUAUAAGCACUUUAAGAAAAAUGAUAACAAAUUACCAUCCAUACAGUACAUCUACAAUAGAAUAGUCAAGUAAAUAACUGUAGUAACAUAGUCAAGGGAAUUUUUGUUUUUUUUGUUACACUAUGAAUGUCUGUCUUUCCAGUUCCACAAAACGUAAAAAUGCACUUCCUGGUUUUUAUUAAAACGCCCAGUAGCUGGUGAGAACCAUGGAUGUAUUAACGGGUCAGAACAUCACCAGUGAGCUGGGAGGAAAUUUUGAGCAUGCUGUUAACACAAUCAGGAAGUUUGUUUUGUAAAAUGUUAAACCCAGAAAAUGCAAUAAUCUGCUCUAGAUGCUUUUAUGUGCCUUUUUAAUGUUGAAGAGUGACUGUCAUCAAUGCUGUAAUCAUUUAUGAUAUCAAGUACAAUAAGAGGAAAUUGAGGGAAUUUUAUUAAAACCUUUUCUAUGAAA
Molecule: messenger RNA, 5557 nt
Organism: Sander lucioperca (pikeperch)
Lineage: Eukaryota; Metazoa; Chordata; Actinopteri; Perciformes; Percidae
Gene: tnks1bp1
Product: tankyrase 1 binding protein 1
Exons: 10
Coding region: 226-4581 (1451 amino acids)
Source: RefSeq, a predicted model, not a curated record